Messenger RNA from Pocillopora damicornis (cauliflower coral), 902 nucleotides. RefSeq names its product NADH dehydrogenase [ubiquinone] 1 alpha subcomplex assembly factor 2. The record is from RefSeq and is a predicted model, not a curated record. NCBI's taxonomy places the organism in Eukaryota, Metazoa, Cnidaria, Anthozoa, Scleractinia, Pocilloporidae. Gene Ontology annotation, biological process: mitochondrial respiratory chain complex I assembly. Gene Ontology annotation, cellular component: membrane; mitochondrion; respiratory chain complex I.
GCUGUUUAACUUGAACCUAAAUUACGUUCAAUAUAAUGCAGUGGGUACGAUCGUUACUAAAUGUCUUCGGACGAACAAGACGACUUGUAGGAACCGAUCUCCAUGGAAAUGAAUAUUAUGAAACCAUUCGGCAGGGAAAAAAGCCUAAGAGGGAGAUGAUCACCAAAAUGAAUCCAAUGGAAUACACCCCUGGUUUAAUUCCCAUUGAGUGGGAGGCGUGGAUCCGAGGGAAACGAGAACGUCCCCCGACACAUGAAGAACUCAUAGCCGAACAGAGGAGAGUUAAAACGCUCCAAGAAAGAGCAAAGCAAGUGGAAGAGAAGGAUAAAGAACUGCAAGCUUUGGAGCAGGAAACAUCACAGGCAGCAGCUCAAAUUGGCCAUGCCUCAGCUCCCUUGUACGAGAGUCUGGAUAAUAGAACACAACCUAUAAGCACUGGGACGACUUUUCAACCCGGGGAGUGGAUUCCUGAGUCUGAUCCAAGUGAAUCUUCUAGUGGAAAGGAGGGUGGAGAAACGUUUGAGCCGCAGUCUUGGGUACCUCCUGGUGAUAAAUCUCCUGUGAAGUGAGUGGUGAUACAGAAACAGCAAUAAGUCAUUCGUUAGCUUCCCCUAGUGAGUGGUAACCUCUGAGGAUCCUCUGACAUUUUUCUCUAAUGUUAAACCAACCUUCAUAAAUCCACUUGGGUAUGGAGUUGAGGAACUCCUAUCAUGGCUAAAAAUCAGGACUCUAGUAUUUGUUUUACCUAGGACUUUCUGUCAUCAAGGUCUCUUUCCUUUGCAAUGUAACUUGUGCUAUUGAAAUCAUACUUUUACUUUAUACUUUCUAUGUCUGUUCUUGUGCAGCUUAACAUCUUGUAAACAAGAAACAAACAAACUAUCCAAUUAUUUGCGGUACAAGAA